Messenger RNA from Camellia sinensis, 2048 nucleotides. Lineage: Eukaryota; Viridiplantae; Streptophyta; Magnoliopsida; Ericales; Theaceae. The record is from RefSeq and is a predicted model, not a curated record.
AAAAAAAAAAGUCACAAACGCAAACACACACCAACACAACACACAUAUCUCUAUCUCUCUCCGAACGCGUGGGGUUUGGAGAGCGCUCUCUGCCUCCUUAAUGACAUUCCGUGUCUUCCGGCGACCAUGCCCGCCUCCUCAGCGCCGCCGGCUCACCGCCCUGAAGACCUAAUCGCCUUCCUGAGCUCCGCCGCAGACGACUCCAAGCUCAAAGCCCUAAGGGACCUCAAGAAUCAGAUCAUCGGCAAUCGCACCAAGAAGCUCUCCUUCAUCAAGCUCGGCGCCGUCCCCAUCGUCGUUUCCAUUCUCUCCUCCUCCGCCGAUGAGGCCGCCGUCGACCCCUCCACUUCUCUCCUCGUUCAGUCCGCUGCCGCCAUUGGAAGCUUCGCCUGCGGCCUUGAUGCCGGCGUCAAGGCCGUUCUCGACGCCGGAGCUUUUCCUCACCUCUUCAGUCUUCUCUCCCAUCCCAAUGAUAAGGUUGUGGACGCUGGCGCUCGUUCCCUUAAAAUGAUUUAUCAUUCGAAACUGGCUCCGAAGUAUGAUUUUCUUCAAGAGAAAAACAUGGAAUUUCUUCUUUCACUGUUGAAUAGUGAAAAUGAAAAUGUUACUGGACUUGGUGCAAGUAUCAUAGCACAUUCUUGUGAGACAAGUAUUGAGCAGAGCACAUUGACCGAUGCUGGGGUCUUAAAGAAGCUUGUUAGUCUUCUCGGAGGUUCUUUAUGCCAGAUACAUGGUAGCUUGGAGUCUUUAGCCACAAUUAUCAAGGGAAAUCCUGAAGUCAUCUCGAAGCAUUUGGGACCUGAAAGUGGAAGGGGAUUGAGUGCUGUAACUGAGUUAACAAAGGAUAGGUAUCCCAGGACAAGAUUACUAGCAUGCAUGUGCUUGAUUGCUAUAAACAACACUUCUCCUUGCUAUCUGCAAGUUGUAGGAACAAAAACCAAAUUAAUGUUCAUAUUACUUGAGCUUCUUGAUGGUCCUGGUGAAGUUGGAGAUGAAGCUGCUUUUGCUUUGUCUAGUUUAAUUUCAGAAAAGGAGGACCUACAAAAGUUAGCAUUUGAAGCAAAUGUUGUUGAUAAACUUUGCAACCACUUGCAGAAAGGUUCAUUACAAGCCAAGCGUAUUCAAGGAAUAUUGUUGGCAUUGGCUGAUCUGUGUUCGCAGUUGGAAAGCUGCAGGUCUAGGUUCCUAUCAUUGCAGAUUUUUGAAGUGGUUUCAAGGUAAGAUGAAUUUUCGUAAAUAGUUCAUUCGUUGGUAUUAACAUUCUACUAGGUAGAUUAAGUUGGGUGGCAAGUCAGUUGGGGUGUGCCAUUGAGUCUUUGCCAUUUAGUCCUAGAUCAGAAAGUUUUUUGGCCUUAGCGAUUGAGAGGAUUGGUAAGAGGUUGUAAGGUUGGAAAACGACUAUGCUAUCUAAAGGGGGUAUAGAUUUACUCUAGUUCAGUUUGUUUUAGCUAGUGUCCUAGAUUACUAUCUUUCUUUGUUUAGAAUUCUGGUUGGAGUGGCGAAUAAAAUUGAGAAUUUGUGGGAGGGAAGUGGUGAAGGGAGAAAAGAUCAUUUGGUUACUUGGGAGCUCGUCUUCUUUCCUAGGAAUAAAGGGGUGCUAGGGAUAAAUCAAGAGCUCUAUGGAGUUGUGCAAUUUGUGCAGUGUUGUUGUGGGUGUUAUGGCUUGAAAGGACCUCAAGAAUCUUUAAAGAUAAAUAAGAGGACGUGGUGGGUUUAUGGUAUAGGGUGUGUUAAAUCAGAUCGACGAUCACUUUUUGAGGAUGAUUGGAUGAAUUCCGCGGGGUUGUGUUUGAGAUCUUUUGCGUCAUAUAUGCAUCAGUUAUGCCUGUUUGUUUUGAUCUAUGGUCUUAAUUACACAACAAUUAUAUAGAUGUUGGUAACCAGAUUAGAUGGAAUAUGUAAAUCUCAAGCAUAAGGAGAACAUGUUAAAGGCUGAUCAAGAUGUAUUAGGACCCCUAAUUGGUGGGAAUAAGCUUUUAGGUUGCGUUUUGUAAAUAUGAUUUGAUAGUAUGAGUUGUAUUUUGAGUUUGUGAGUUUUGGAAUUAUGA